Messenger RNA from Sardina pilchardus (European sardine), 3287 nucleotides. It is a transcript of the gene mfn1a, whose product is annotated as mitofusin 1a. The coding region runs from base 148 to 2337 and encodes 729 amino acids. Gene Ontology annotation, cellular component: mitochondrial outer membrane. Gene Ontology annotation, molecular function: GTP binding; GTPase activity. The record is from RefSeq and is a predicted model, not a curated record. Lineage: Eukaryota; Metazoa; Chordata; Actinopteri; Clupeiformes; Clupeidae. The transcript has 18 exons. Gene Ontology annotation, biological process: mitochondrion localization; mitochondrial fusion.
GGGGAAGGAGAGAGGCUUCUGUAGAGCUGGAACUUAUUAUGGAAAACACUGGAAGGAUAAGUGCAAGUGGCAAUGAACUGUGAGAGCUUAUGCUGAUAGAGGAAAAAAAUUGGACACUUCCCACUUUCUUCACUGCAGAGCACUAACAUGGAUGAGGAGGACAUCUCCCCCCUGAAGCACUUUGUGAUUGCCAAAAGGACCAUCAACUGUAUCUUUGACCAGCUGCAGGACUUUGUUAGAGAAGGCUCUGUGUUUGUCAAGGAGACGUGGCGUAGUGAGGACCUGGAGCAGGUGGCUGUGGAGGAUCAGUGUGUGCAGAUGCAGGCCUGUACGAGAAAGCUGACCAUCAUCAGAGAGGUGCUGGCCCGCAGGCACAUGAAAGUGGCCUUCUUUGGCAGAACGAGUAAUGGCAAGAGUACGGUGAUCAACGCCAUGCUGCGGGAGCGGGUGCUUCCCAGUGGCAUUGGCCACACCACCAACUGCUUCCUGAGCGUGGAGGGCACAGAUGGCGACAUGGCCUAUCUCACCACUGAGGGCUCAGAGGAGAGGCAGAGCAUUGAGACGGUGAAUCAGCUGGCCCAUGCGCUACACAUGGACCCAGACUUGGACUCAGGCUGCUUGGUCCGAAUGUUCUGGCCCAAGACCAAGUGUGCCCUGCUGAGAGACGACCUGGUGCUGUUGGACAGCCCGGGCAUCGAUGUCACCUCUGAGCUCGACAGCUGGAUCGACAAGUUCUGUCUGGACGCUGACGUCUUUGUGCUUGUGGCCAACGCCGAGUCCACCCUGAUGAACACGGAGAAGCACUUUUUCCAUAGAGUGAGUGAGAGGAUCUCGAAGCCCAACAUCUUCAUCCUCAACAACCGAUGGGACGUCUCAGUAUCGGAGCCGGAGUACUUGGAAGAUGUGCGGAAGCAGCACAUGGAACGCUGCCUCGGCUUCCUGAUGGACGAGCUGAGGGUGGUGGACGCCCGGCAGGCCCCCCACCGCAUCUUCUUUGUGUCGGCUAAGGAGGUGCUCAGCUCCAGGAUGCACCGAGCCCAGGGCAUGCCAGAGACAGGUGGUGCCUUGGCAGAGGGAUUCCAGGAAAGACUGAAGGAGUUCCAACGUUUUGAGAGAACGUUUGAGGAGUUCAUCUCACAGUCAGCGGUGAAGACCAAAUUUGAGCAGCACACCAUCCGAGGCUGGCAGAUCACGGAGUCUGUCAAGAACAUCAUGGACGCUAUCAACAUCGCCUCGGCAGAGAAGAAGGUGCUCUCUCUGGAGGAGCGCGAGUCGCUCACGGACCGGCUGGAGUUUGUGCGCAAUCAGCUCAACGUGCUGACCGAGGAUGUGAAGGACAAGAUCAAGGCCACGGCUGACGAAGUGGCCGCCAAGGUGACUGCUGCCAUGGUGGAGGAGAUCAAGGGUCUGUCUGCUCUGGUGGAGGAGUUCUGCUCGGACUUCAGCCCGGCCCCUAAUGCCUUAGCUCUCUACAAAUCAAAGCUGCAGGCGUACGUGGAGGAGAGGAUGGGAAAGAACCUGGUCUUCCGCUGCUCCAGCAGUAUCAGUGGCUACAUGCAGUCCUCACAGAGAGACAUCAUGGAGAGCAUACGCCCUCUGCUGCCCCCUACUGCCAGGGGCAACCUGCACCUCCACCUCCCCAGCCACAAGUUUGACGUCUCCUACGACCUCAACUUUGCCACCAUCUGCACAGACUUCCAUGGCAACGUGGAGUUCCAGUUCUCCUUGGGGUGGACGGCCCUGGUCAACCGCUUCCUCGGACCGGCCCAUGCCAAGCGUGCCCUGAUACUGCUGGACGAGAACAUUCAGGCAGCUGGAUUUGCCUCAACUCCCAUGGACCCCCAGGCCCAAGAGGACAUCGCCAUCUCCAUGGCAACCAAACUGGCGUCUUACACCUCCCGAGCCUCCAUGGGGGUGGUGGUCAUCGGAGGAGUGGUGUGGCGAUGCCUCGGCUGGAGGCUGAUAGUGAUUUCCGUGAGCCUCUACGGCGUGCUCUACCUGUACGAGAGGCUCACCUGGACCAACGGCUCUAGAGAGAGGGUUCUGAAGCAGCAAUUUGUGGACUUUGUCAGCCAGCGGCUCCUGGCCAUCACCCCCAUCACCAGCGCCCACUGCAGCCAGCAGGUCCAUCAGGAGAUGGUGGCCACGUUCAGCCGCCUCAGCCAGCAGGUGGACAAGAGUGAGAGCGAGCUGGAGGCGGACAUCUGGCGCGUGAACUGCAGGAUCCAGCGGCUGGAGGGCGUUCAGAAGCACUCCAAAACCCUCAGGCACAAAGCGACUGAUCUGGAGCGACAGCUGGAGGCCUUCACCUCCCAGUAUCUGCAUGCCACACCCUGAGGCCCGGAGACUUCCAGAAGCAUGGCUCGUGUAAAUAAUUCAUCCGACAUGUUUAAAACUGCAACGGAGAGAAAGCAGCGAAGAAAAGCCAUAACGGUGCCACCGACUCCAUGCAGCUUUCAACUGACACUGAUUUCCAUGUGAAUCUUCUCUCUCUCUCUCUCUCUUUCUCUCUCUCUCUCUCUCUCUCUCUCCAAUGUUGGUGGGCAAGGGGAUAAAGGGCAAGGCUAUUUGGUACUAGUAAUGGUCUUGUGUUGACACUUGCCCAAACAGGUGCCAUAAAGCCCUGUGCGGAAAUUCACAAUGCUCAUUUUGCCCAAAACCGCUAGUUUAACAUGGAAAGCAUCAGGAACGAGACAAAUAAUGAAUUGCAGGAAUGUUAACGGAGGUUCACUAGGUUACCACUAGGAAGGGACAGAGGAAUGCACUGAUUGGUUGAAAAAUAUUACAGAAGAUAAAGCUAAGACCCAAUGUUAUACUUUUUAAUUAUCACAUUACAUUGCGUUUGAUGUUAAGUUUUUUUUUAUUGGUUACAAGAACAUAUCGCCACAUCUGGGUACAACAGUACAACUGUACAGAUACAAAACAAUCUGGUGUACAAACAAAGAAAAUGUUUCAAAAAAAGAAAAAAAAAUUAAUUGCAAGUGAGCAUUCACACAACAACACUGCAACACUGCAGGAAAAUAUGAAUCCCUGGGUUUAGAAAACAAUUAUUACCAAACAUCAAGGAAUUUUGGAUAUACUGGAGUCAAAAGGCAGUGAGUUCUGUCAAGAGAUUGAGAAUGUGGCAGGAAUGCAAUUUCAAGCUGAUGCUUACAUUUCAGAAAAAAAUCAAAACAAAUAAAAAGUAUUACUGAGUAUUUUGUUAAAUGAGAAAAAAUAUUAAAAAUACUGCAGUUGUGUUGUACAGGUCACAGAGGAUUAAAAAAAAAGAUACAAAAAAAAAAAAA